Molecule: messenger RNA, 3297 nt
Organism: Dichomitus squalens LYAD-421 SS1
Lineage: Eukaryota; Fungi; Basidiomycota; Agaricomycetes; Polyporales; Polyporaceae
Product: AAA-domain-containing protein
Exons: 20
Coding region: 1-3216 (1071 amino acids)
Biological process (GO): protein import into peroxisome matrix
Cellular component (GO): peroxisomal membrane; peroxisome; cytosol
Molecular function (GO): ATP binding; ATP hydrolysis activity
Source: RefSeq, a predicted model, not a curated record
AUGCCCCGUCAUUGCCGGAUACACUUUGUCUCCCUCCAUUCUUCCCUCGUCAAUCUCCCAAUAUCCCUCUAUGGUCCGCUGGUAGAGCGAGGCAUCCGACCCCAAGGGCUUGCAGUCCAUCUCAAGCUGGUCUCCAGCAACAAGACUUCGUUCAACUCAAAGGAUGCUGCCAAGAAGCCCGAAGCAUAUGUCGGGUGGACAGGGCUCGCCUCGUCAUCCUCUCUCGCUCACUUCAACUCCGGGAACGCUGGCGAGAGAGGCCUAGAGACAGUUGAGAUAGAUCCUCAAUAUGCUGAGGGGUUGGGCUUCGCUUCGGGCGAUGUGGUGGAAAUUGGUCUGCUCCAUGACCUCGCCUACGCAAAGUCUGUAGCCACCGAACCCGCCACGUCCGACGACUGGGAGAUACUGGAAUUGCAUGCCUCCCACGUAGAGUCUACCCUGCUUUCACAAGUGCGCGUCGCCGUCGUGGGGCAGGAGAUUGACGUAUGGGUGUUGGGUCGGACACGCGUACGACUCAAUGUUGUUUCGCUGGAGCCCUCGACCGGAAAGCCGCUGCUUCUGACCUCGAAUACGGAAGUAAGCAUCGCGCCCAAACUUCGCUCGAAACAGAACGCAGCCUCGGAGGCGAAGGGUGGUACUGGGAAAGCCCUAGGCGUCCCUCACGGGUCUGGGCAGGCUUCCCCACCAGAGAAGAGUAGAGCUCCCCGUCAAGCCCGGACCCUACGACUGCUCCCGCACCGACUCUUUCCCAACGCGCCCUCGUCUCAUCCGGAUACUGGUUUCGCAUACGUUUCCUAUAAGACGCUGUUGUCACUCUACCCUCAGGGCGUUCCAUCUCAGUUGCAAGGAUGGAGAGCGACUUCCAGGCGCGUAGCCCCUCCUGCAGGUCCAGACAGAGAGGCUGCUCCGGCAUCUCCGGCUCCAGCCCCUCAGGCGCGAGUGCUGGUACCCAACGGCGAAGCUUCGUCAUCAAAAGGGCCUAAGUUGAUUGAUGAGUCGAAGAAUGAGGUGGUCGUGGUAUGGUCCCCGGACGUUCCUGUGCCAGACGGCCAUGUAGUCCUGUAUCCUGUCUUAGACCACGCAGAGGACUGGGAUAUGAUACGAUUGAUAUUCAUCAAGGAGGAUGGCGGCUAUCCUAUUCCUCCUUAUCAGCGGACGAGCCUGAUGGUACCAGACAAGCUGAAUACAAGUGCAUCGCACGGUUUAGCCGGAGUGGAAGAGACUUUCGCUAAAUGCACGCAGUUCUGCUUGACAUCUUUUGCUCUCCACGCUUUCAACAAGAGGGUACGAGGUGUUCCUGGGCUUCUUGUGACUGGGCGAAGCGGCGCUGGCAAGACGGCUCUGCUGCAUGCUGUCUCGAAGGCGAUGCAACAUGAUCCCAGAACGCUCACCUACACGCUCUACGUCGACCUGAGUCGAUUCAACGGCUCACCAGUGGCUAAGGUGCGGUCCCAAAUGAAGUAUUGGAUGGACAAGGUAUCCUGGCACAAGCCCUCCAUCCUGAUUCUCGACAACAUCGACAAGCUGAUGGGAACCGAGCUGGAGCACGCGGACUCGUUCCAUACGCGACACGUGACGGAGUUGUUCUUGGCACUGUACGGCUUCUCUGCACGCUCGGCCGCACCCAACGCGAGCGGCGUCGUCCUCCUCGCCGCUGCCGAAUCGCAGGCGUCCCUCCACCCGCUCCUCAAUUCCUCUCACCUGUUCCAGGAGGUCGUGAAUCUGAAGCCACCGUCGAAGGAUGCCCGAAAAGAGGUACGCCGCUGUCUCUCCGCAUCGUCCCCUGACGACUCGAUACCAACGGUCCGACAGGUCCUCGCGCACCUGGUCAAGGAGCACAUGGACUCAUCAAACAUCGCCCAAGACCCGGCAGCCCCGCUGAACUACACCGCGCUCGCGACGCAGACCGAGGGCUACUCCGUGACGGACCUCAAGGACCUCGUCGCGCGCGCUGUCCAUCGUGCGGCUAUCCGGUCGUCCGAGCUGCAGCUCAGCACGCACGAAGAGCCGCAGCAGACGACACUCACUCCCGCGGACUUCUCCGCCGCCCAGGUCGACUUCGUGCCGCACUCGCUCCGCGACGUGAAGCUCCAGAAGUCGGACAUCGCCUGGGCCGACAUCGGCGGUCUGCGGGAGACGAAGCAGGUGCUGCGGGAGACGCUCGAGUGGCCGACCAAGUACGGGCCGAUCUUCGCGCAGUCGCCGUUGAGGCUGCGGUCAGGGCUUCUGCUGUACGGCUACCCGGGCUGCGGCAAGACGCUGCUGGCCUCGGCCGUGGCGAAGGAGUGCGGGCUGAACUUUAUCAGCAUCAAAGGCCCGGAGAUCCUGAACAAGUACAUCGGCGCGAGCGAGAAGUCGGUGCGUGACCUCUUCGAGCGGGCGAGCGCGGCGAAGCCGUGCGUGCUGUUCUUCGACGAAUUCGACUCGAUCGCUCCCAAGAGAGGACACGACAGCACGGGGGUGACGGACCGCGUCGUGAACCAGAUGCUGACCCAGAUGGACGGCGCAGAAGGCCUGGACGGCGUGUACGUCCUCGCUGCCACGAGCCGACCCGACCUGAUCGACUCUGCCCUCCUCCGGCCCGGGCGCCUCGACAAGUCCCUUCUCUGCGACAUGCCAGACGCGGAAGAACGCGAGGAGAUCCUGAGCGCGCUCGGCCGGAAAGUCGCGUUCGCGCGCUCGGUGGACCUCGCAGCGCUCGCGGGCGCGACGGAGGGCUUCUCCGGCGCGGACCUCCAGGCGCUGGUGUACAACGCGCAUCUGGAGGUCGUGCACGACACCAUCGCCCACCCGCCUGCCGAGGCCGGCGCGCCUAGUAUCAACGGCGCGUCGUCUACGGCAGCUAAUGAGAAUGCGGAGCGGCCUGUCAGGUACACGGUUCUUGGGAGCGAGAGCGAGGGCAGGGUGCUGUCGCGCGCGGAGGAGUCCGCGUUCCAGCGUCGGCUGCGACGCAUCGUGUCUGGACCGUCGGUGGACGGGCGCAAGGACCGGGCGAGCCCGUCGUCGAGAGCAAGGACGGACGCCAAACCGAAAGCGAAACAUGAGAUUAAGCCGGAGGAUCUGGAGCGUGUGCUGAAGGUCACGCGGCCGUCUGUGCCUCCUGAGGAGCGCGAGCGAUUGCGGCGAAUAUACAGUGCGUUUGUGUCGGACAGGAGCGGGGAUCUGCCUGUGCCGCCUGAGGCAGGGGGGAUCGGGAUGCGGGCUUCUUUAGCCUAGGCACAUUGAUGCCGUUUGCGGUAUGACUGUACAGAUAUGGUCGUGCGCCGUGCGGACAUGCGCGGCUUCCAAUAUUAUGAG